ACAAAUAUCUUACAUAACAACUGCCACACAUGCACCGCCACGAGGCUGGAGCACGACGGCUCGAAAAAAAAUCGGUCGCGAGCUUCUCGACGACAGAGGAAAGCAUUGAAAAGCCAUUCGAUUGCAGGCCCCAAUUGCAGACAGAGAAACUAAGGAAGCAACAGAGCCAACAGUCUGCGAAUCACGAGAGCAAGUGUUUACUUUGUUUAGUCGUACACCGAGGCUGUAAGAAUAUCAAGAGAGGCUUUCCGCUUUCGCUCCGCCGACACCCGAAGAUUCAGCAGAGAAGACUAUAAUAAUGAUUUCGCGACGUCUUUUAAGCCUGCGCGGCGUCACUGCUAAUAUACAAAGGCAAUGCCACUACUACCCAUCGCAUCUCACCCCCCUCCGACAACCCCUCCUCGUCCGCGUUCAACACCCCAGUCUCACCCUCGCCCGUCUCAGAAGCUCGUCAUCGGGCAAGCCGCCGUACGACGAAGAAGAGGACUUGACGCCGUAUGAAGAAAGCGACUUUGAACUUGACAAGGAGGAGGCCGAGGCGGCAGAAGAGGACUUGACGCCGUAUGAACUUAGCGACUUUGAAGCCGACAUCGAGGAGGCCGAGGUGGCCGAGGAAGCCAUGUUCGCCGCCGUCGAUCACGAUCCAGAUGCUCCGCAUCACCGGUCGGUUGGCGAGAUGAUUGCUGGUUUGGGCAGAUACGAAGAGAGCGUGGCGCCCGAGGAAAAAAGCGCUGAAUCUGUUUUCUCGGAGAAGUUCCCUCCUGCUGCAGAGCCAUCCCCCGUCAAGGAGGCUGCUAGCUCGUCCAAGACUGCUGCUUCGUCCGAGUCAGGGCGACGGCGCCCGAUCAGCCGCGAAGAGGCGGCUGAGAUUCUGGAGGCGCAAAAGAAGGAAGCGGCGAAGAUGUAUAAUUACGACGAGACAGUAGUGAAGGAGCUCGCAGAGAAGCUUUCGUCGCCGGACGUGAACCUGACGGCCGUGCUCGACAAGGAGAUUGCGAACCUGUUCCAGCGCGAGGUGCUGAAAGAGGAGGAGGUCCAUCUUAUGCAGCAAGUCAAGGCGCAGUAUGAGACUCGCUCGAAGAGUACGAAAGAAGAAGAGCAGACGACGGCGAUCGAGGCCGAGCGUAUCAGAGAGUUUUACCACAAGAUUCCUACUGGCCCUUCCGAGCGGUACAGUCCUUAUGAGAUCGCUCUACGAGCCGAGCACCAACGCAAACUAUCUCGCCCACUUGGAUCAAGCUACACCGAAUCCUACCGCCCAAGACACAACAUCAACUCGCCUCCCAACCCGACCGCAAUCACCGUCGCGAUGCUGACUGCCGCUGGCGCGCACCUCGGCCACGAGCCUUCGCGUCUGCGAAAAGGUAACCUGCCGUUCAUCCUCGGCGAGCGUGAGGGCAUUCACAUCAUCGACAUGGAGAAGACAGUUCCCUACCUCCGACGGGCAUGCCGAGUCGUCUCCGCUAUUGCCGAGCGCGGCGGUGUCAUCGUUUUUCUCGGCACGCGCGAUAACCACGAUCUCGUCGUCGUCGACUGCGCUCAGCGGAUGAAGGCAAACUACGUCACCCGCAGAUGGAUCCCCGGCGCGCUGACCAACCUCAAGACCGUAAUCGGCAUGCACCCUGUCACUGCCGUCGACAUGGAGGAUAACCCUGUGAACGCCAAGGUCCCGAAAAACUUCGUGAUGGUGCCCGAUCUAGUCAUCGUCCUCAACCCGGUCGAGAACCGCGCGGCGCUGAACGAGUGCAAGAUCAUGCGCGUGCCGACCAUCGGCAUCAUCGACACCGACUCUGAACCUACGCUCGUCACAUAUCCUAUCCCUGCUAACGACGACAGUCUGCGCUCGGUCGAGUUCAUCGCCGGCGUGCUCAGCCGCGCGGGUGAGAUUGGUCAGUAUAAAAGAAUGGAGAACGCGGAGCGUGAAAUCCUGCCUUCUUUUGCCGGGCUCUAAAUUGAUCGCCCUCCAUUCUUCUUCAAGUUCUGUAUCUAGUUUUAUUUCUCCUUUUCUUUAUCUUUAUCACUUUUUUGUUAUUCAUGC
Molecule: messenger RNA, 2038 nt
Organism: Myxozyma melibiosi
Lineage: Eukaryota; Fungi; Ascomycota; Lipomycetes; Lipomycetales; Lipomycetaceae
Product: ribosomal protein S2, flavodoxin-like domain-containing protein
Exons: 3
Coding region: 299-1951 (550 amino acids)
Biological process (GO): translation
Cellular component (GO): mitochondrial small ribosomal subunit; ribosome
Molecular function (GO): structural constituent of ribosome
Source: RefSeq, a predicted model, not a curated record